Messenger RNA from Cryptomeria japonica (Japanese cedar), 3542 nucleotides. Its product is annotated as indole-3-acetate O-methyltransferase 1. Gene Ontology annotation, molecular function: S-adenosylmethionine-dependent methyltransferase activity. Gene Ontology annotation, biological process: methylation. NCBI's taxonomy places the organism in Eukaryota, Viridiplantae, Streptophyta, Pinopsida, Cupressales, Cupressaceae. The record is from RefSeq and is a predicted model, not a curated record. The coding region runs from base 5 to 1024 and encodes 339 amino acids. The transcript has 5 exons.
AUAUAUGAGAUUGACGUCUAAUGUGGGAGGGAUAUUUAGGGUAGCAGAUUUCGGUUGUGGUACUGGGGAAAAUACUCUUGUGGUGGCAAACACCAUUGUCAAUGCUGUGCAACGCUCGUUUGAGGAACAUGAGAUACCAGAAUUUGAGGUGUAUUUCAUCGACCUUGCUUGUAAUGAUUUCAAUUCACUGUUUCGAAUGUUGCCUCCCCACAGACCAGACUAUGCUGAUGUUGAUAAUGGUGGUGAUAAAAAUCCAUUAGCUGGAAGGUCUUAUAUUGCAGCGGCUGUGUGUGGAUCACAUUUUAGACGCUUAGUCUCACGGAAAAGCCUGCAUUUCUAUCACUCUUCGACUAGUCUUCAUUGGCUUUCACGGGUGCCAGAGAGUGUUCAACAGAGAAGAUCUCCUCGUGUGUACGUUUCAGGCGAUUUUGAGGAAUCAGUGGGAGCUGCGUAUUUAGUACAGCAGUUUGAUAAAGACUUCACAGCGUUUUUAAAGGCCCGGGCAGAGGAGUUGGUUGAUGGGGGAUGCAUGUUUGUAUCUCUGCCGGGUCGUAAUGAAGGAACCCACAUGAUGGAGGAGCAAGGCAUAUGUGGAUUUGUUGCGCGCCAAAUAGAAUGUGCAUUUGAGGAACUAGUUAACGAGGGUAUUGUUGAAAAAGAGAAAUGGGAAUCAUUUAAGAUACCUUUUUUCGGUUCAAAUUCAGACGAAGAGGAAAGCAUUGUGAAAAAAGAGGGGUCAUUUGUAUUAAAGUUUGUAAAAACUUUGGAAGGAAUUUAUCCAUAUUGUAUGAUAGAUUUUGAAAGAGGUGAAGAAAAUAUAUUUGGAAGACUUAUAGCCAACAAUUAUAGAGCAGCAUUUGAAAAUAUUGUAGAAACUCAUUUGGGAUGCAAGAGAUCAACAGAAGAAUUGUUCUUUAGAAUUGGCAAAAGAGCUUCUAUUCUAAUAGAGGAAUAUCUCUCCAAAGAAACAAAGCUUGUUGUUGCCUUUCUCAUUAAGAAAGGAGUACACAACAAGACCUAUUAAUAAACAAUGUCCAAACUCUCUCAAUCAAACAAAAUGAGAAAUACCACUAAAUAAUUAUAAUAUAAUAAUUUUCAUCUGUUAGUGUUAGAAUCUUUCCAUUUAUUUUUUAUAUUCUUAGACAAGUUUGCACAGGUAAAUUUCUUUUGACAUCAUUCUUGCUCGAUUGCAUGUUUAAGUCUUAGAUAGUAGUUGGUAUUAUAGUAGACCUCUCUUACACUCUAAAUUAAGUCUUCCAUUUUAAGUCGAUCAUUGAGAUUGAUGCAAUAUAUCUUUAGAAUUUUUUAUGCACUGAAUGUUUUAAUAUACUUCCAUUUUGAACAUAUAUAUUAACCAGACUGAUGAAGCUCUCUCAGUACUAUCUUCACUUCAAUUGAUCCCCAGAUUUUGUAAGCCUUCCAUGUAGUAUUUUUGUAAGUUUUUAUUUCUAUGUUUUGUCGUCUAUGCGGAGGUACAAGCACUGUAAUCUUUGGCGGCACUCCUUGCUGUUGUUGUGGACAGAGCAUAGGAGAACAAUUGUAAAAGGCGGCAGAUUUUAAGGUGCAAUACCCUAUUGCCUGUUCAUCUUUUCCAAAGGCAAUUUCUAGCUGUAGAGGCAUUUUAACUCUUGCAUGUGAGAGAUUUUCUAUCCUUUGCGAUCAUAAACUUUAGUUUGCUGUUCGUCAUACCAUUUCAAACUGGUUGCGACUUCUAUAGCAGAGGUAAUGCCAACAUCUCCGUGCCCUAGUUUCCUGUGUAGAAAAUUGUGCUGAGGGCAUUUCAAUUCAGUGGGAGUUUAUUGUCGUAGCCAGGAAACAUUCAUCUUCUUGUAAUAGAUCAUGAAGUAUUAGAGUGAAGCUAGUCUUUUUUUUAAGAUGUUUCGUAUUACAAGUUUUCCUUUGUUAGUUCCUGCCGGCAGGGACUAUAGCGGAGGCUUUCUCCAGUAACUUGCGAUUAAACUCAAAGAAGCAGCCAAUGAGAAAUAGAUUCCUUGCAAAUAUUUCUUCAUACUCGUAUGUUCAUGUUUUAAAGUUGCACAUAUUUUAUCAGAAAUAUGGAUGGCAACUUUUUUGGCGUUUGCUGAGUGGAGUUUGUGGCGGUUUGCAGAGGGCUUCUCGAAUUUCAAUGGGAGAGAACGCACAAUUGCAGAGGUAUGCACGGCUUCAGAGGAGCCUGUAGAAGCAGGGUUGCAGGUAAGAUUUGUCUGUGAGGUUUAUAGCUGUUUCUGCAUGCUGGUGUCAAGUGGAAGAUCAUGGAAGACCUUAGGGAAUAGGGUGGAGCGUCGGCCCUAAUAAAAAAUGUCGAAACAUCUGUGAGGUUUAUAGCUGUUUGUGCAUGCUGGUGUCAAGUGGAAGAUCAUGGAAGACCUUAGGGAAUAGGGUGGAGCGUCGACCCUAAUAAAAAAUGUCAAAACAUUAUCAGAAUGCAACAGUGGUUGUGGUUAGUAGAGAUUGCGUUGUUUCCCAAGGAUGCACGAGAUUUACUUUUCUGAUAAAGUACUUAUGGAGGCCAUGGAUGAUUUACUAGGCUCUCCAAAAACAGGGCUUCAAAGGUCCUCCUCCAUGAUUCGUGAUUGGGAAUCUUGUUGAAAUUGCAAACUUGUUGCAGCAGUCGAUGCUUACAGAUAUGCCUUCGCUAACCAUGACAUCGGAAACAGAAUUUCACCUUAUAUAGCCAAGUGGUCACAGAUUUAUGGUCUCUUUCUCACAGAUGUAUGUUAUGUUUUUUAAUGUAUGUUCUAAUUUCUGGAUUAGUGGUUGUGCAAGAGAGAUUUUUUAUAUUGGUUUGGUUAUGAGCCCAGUAACCGAUGCCGAGCUAAUCAGGGAACUACUUUCUUCAGAGAUUUCUUAUGACUGUGAAAGGUCUCCAAUGAUUAAGAAGAUGCUUUCUGUGGUCAUGGGUAAUAGAUUCCCGUGCCCUCAAAUCUGGAGGCUUGGAAAGGGAGUAGAAGAUUGGAAAAUAACUUGAAGAAGAUUAUAGAGAAAAGGAAAGAGAGUGGAUCAUGUGGAGAUGAUCUCCUUGGUAUGAUACUCUCAGAAACAGAGAAUGUUUAUUCAGAUGAGAAGAAUUUUAGCCGCAUACAACAGCAAGUAAUGAACGAGUGCAAAGAAUUCUUCUUGGGAGGGAGAGAAACCACCAGUUUUCUGCUAUCAUGGGCAAUACUUUUGUUGGCACACAACCAGGGUUGGCAAGAAAAUGCUCAUCAAGGUUUUCGAAUGCAAAAGCUCAAAACAGUCAAGAAGUAGAUAGGGAAGCUCGAAACACAAAAGAAGCUCAAAUUACAAAAGCUUAAAAUAGUCAAUAAUCACACAAAAAAGCUCAAAACAGUUAGAAAGCUCACAAAGACACUGAUUCAGAGAAGGUUGAUGAAAUUGCACAAUUUAUUACGAUUACACAAUUUAUUACCACUAUACUAGUUUUGUCUUUAAAAUGUACAUAAUAGUUAAUUAGCAAACAGUAUUUAGAACAAGUAUUUUCAUUUUAAAUUCCUUGUAAAUGAGUUAAUAAUAUGGCCAAAUAAAAAUGCAAUCGGACACAUUGA